Mercurialis annua (annual mercury) is the source of this 6567-nucleotide messenger RNA. RefSeq lists its product as uncharacterized. The coding region runs from base 1 to 6567 and encodes 2188 amino acids. The transcript is spliced from 17 exons. Gene Ontology annotation, molecular function: nucleic acid binding. Lineage: Eukaryota; Viridiplantae; Streptophyta; Magnoliopsida; Malpighiales; Euphorbiaceae. Gene Ontology annotation, biological process: DNA integration. The record is from RefSeq and is a predicted model, not a curated record.
AUGAUGAUUUCUAGAGAAAAUCGUCCAGGUGACGAGCUACAGAUUUGCUUGCGGGAAUCCAAGAAGGCGCAAUCAGUGAAUAGCCGUGAACUUGGUGGAUUAAAGCGAAACAUAGCUGAAACGAUGAAAACUGGAGCUGAAACAACAAAAAACAGAGCUGUUGUCCUCUAUGCAAGCCGGUGCCGGCGCUGGAAUGAGUCGCCGCCACCGCCAGUUCAGACUGCCGCCGCCGCCACAGUAACAGGCGACCCAGAUCAUCCUUCCCUGUUAGAAACCGCCAAGUUUAGAUCAUUAUAUGUUGUGAAUUGCAAUGUAUGUCGAGGUGAUAUAGAUACAUCUAUGGCGACUCCACUAGGGAUGUAUAAAGAUACCCAUUUGCAUAAAAAAAAACGUUUUCAUAAGUAUUUUGGAAAUGGUUGCCAUGGACCUAAACCGCAUGAGCUUGCGUCUUAUCGACCUCAAAUUCUUUGCUUACCAGAUGUCUCAAACUGCUUGCAUUGGAUUAGAUGGUUCUUUCUAGGAGAAACCCUAAUCAAACUCUGGUGCUCAAAGCCGCUCUCACGUCUUGACGUUGCAUUCCAACGACCAAUGGAACUCGCUUUGCUGCUCUCUAGCAAAGACAGUCAGGAAGACUCUCUAGACCAGGUAGCCCUACCAAGACAGGCAACUCCUUUUACACCAGCACAGAAGGCCAAACAAGUAUGCCAGCAAUUAAGUAAUCCCAGUUCCAGGAAAUCUUCCAGUAGAAUAUUCAAAUAUAAUACCCCGAAAUCAGGGAAGAGAAGAGAAGAAUCGAGAAAACCACAACGAAGAAACGGCGAUCGCGAUAAUUCCGCCGUCCUACGUCCGAAUGUCGUGUUCUUCGUGUCGAACUUCUCAAAAUCGAAUUCUCUAUCGUCUCGGGGCAUCAUUUUAAGAUGGUCUCUUAUGUUUAGAUUGUUUUUUUUCAUCAUGUAUGGGAAAAACGGAGCUCAGCCACAUGCUUCAAAAGAAGAGGAGGAAGUGCCUCCUAUUUUUCAAAAUAGAUUUCAUUAUGAAGUAGGCGGACCAUCUAAAGUCCAUCAGAACAGAUUCUAUACAAACACUAGAGGAUCACUCGAGAUCUAUCAGAAUGGCUUUAUGUCAGGGUCAGAGGGUGGUAGUUCUUCUAGGGUUAGAAGUAGGGCUCACUCACCAGAGAUAGAGUACAGUGAGGAAAGUAAGGAGGACCUAGCAGAGGAUCUAGAGGAGGAUCCGGAAAAGAACCAGAAGAAGAUCCUCAGGAGGAGGACUUGGAGGAAGAAGAGUUGUCAGAUGAAUCUGACGUCGAGGAAUUUAGAGGUGAGCGGUUCUGGUCCGAUUUGCAGAGUUGAGGGGUUUCCAGAGCAUAACGAAGAUAACGAGGAGAUUAAUCGUGGGCAUGUUAGGGGUUUGGGACCCGAGUUUGUGGAGUUGUAUGAUCACGUCAACGAGCAUUUUAGGACGCUUACUACGAUGGCUCGUAGGAUCGAGAGCAACCGCGAGUGGGAUGACAAUCCUAUUCGACCCUUCUUUUUCAGAUACCCCUUAAGCGACCUAAAUUCAUUUCUCUCGUUUUCUAAAACCCUAGAACGGCCUAUACUCUCUGAAAUUCAUAUCCUAGCUAUUCCUAAUCCAUUGGUGAUCAUUAGUAAGCUGAUUUUGGAAUUAUAUUCUCUGGGUUUUCCUUUGAUUGUUGUCCUUAAUCUAUCUCAAGAGAUUUCAUUCUAUGGUGUUGUGAUUGUUAUACCUUGGAUGAUUAUUCUAGAUGGCUUUGAGAUUGCUGGAAAUUUAUUUGUGAUGUUAAAGAAGGUUGAUUUCAACAACUAUACUUUGGGUGUACUUGUCAAGUGUUGGCAAGGGUCUACUGCGGAAAUUAGGAUUCAACAUGAACCAGAGGUUCAAGUUGGUGGGGGUCGUGCAGGCGGAGUUCCGGCCGGCCGAGGCCUAGCCGGCAGAGGUCAGGCUGGCAGAGGUAGGGGACGAGGUGGUGCAGGCAUUCAUCUCGAUCCAUUCGAUUUCACGACGUUUUUGGCUGGGAUCACUGCACUUCAGAAUAAUCAGGUGCAACUGCAGGCAGGACAGAUUGCCAUGCAGAACCAGUAUGCUAUGCUGGGUCAGAUUGUUCAGCAACAGGCACCUCAGGCUGGUGGUAAUGCAGUUGGUGGUGGCGGGACCACUGACAAGGAUUUGGUGUUGGCUUAUGCGAGGCUUAAGUCGACAGAGUUUUCGGGCGAUGGCGAUGCCCUAGAUUUUCUGGAGGAAGUUGAGCGAAAUGCUCAGAGGUUGCAGGCUUCGGAGAGGCAGACUGUUAUGUUGGUGGAGAUGUCCUUGAAGGGCUCUGCAAGUGAUUGGUUUCGUAGUGCCAUUCGUGCUGAGAUGGCUACUAUUUCUUGGGAGGAUUUUGUGACUCGGUUCAAGAACUUUUACUUACCUUUUUCAUUGACCGAAGGUCAUAGAGACAGAUUGCUGGUUUUGAAAAGGGGAGAUAGGUCGGUGAACGAGUACACUACUGAAUUUGUGAGGCUGUGUCGUUUUGCCCCAGAGCUGCUGACUGAACAGCAAAGGGUGAAUGACAGGUACGUGAAGGGUUUAGGCGCUGAUUUUAUUAGCCUUCUGACUGAGUCGAACAAGGAGUUUUCGGAUGUAGUAGACAGUGCUCGUCGAAUGGAGACUAGUUUACUGCACUUUGGAAAAAUGUCUGAGACCAAAAAGGCGAGCGGUGUUGCGCAGGGUAGUGUGCAGCAAAGUGGUAGCAGCAGCUAUCAUUCCAAGUCUUCUCAGUUCAAGAGUAAGAAAGGGGGUGAGCGGAGGGGAUACCAACCGUAUUCCCAUGGUGCUAGUUACAGCAGUGGUAACCGUAGUUCUGGGCAGGAUAGCAGUGGAGCAUCCAGUGUCCCUUUCUGUCAGAACUGUAGGCGCAGGCACUUUGGAGCUUGUGCAUCUUUUCAGCAGCAGAGAACUGCUUUUACUCCUUCGGCAGGGUAUUCCCAACCUGCCGCUUCGUUUGGUGGCCAGCGGGGCCGUGGUUCAGGAGGACGUGGUUUUGGUGGCCGUGGAAACGGUGGUAGAGGCUCGGGUAGUUACAGUUCUUCUCAGGCACCGCAGCAAGGGCAGGGUCAGGCUAGAGUGUUUGCUCUGACUCCUCAGGAUGCUCGUGCAUCAAACGCAGUGGUGCAAGGUACUAUUCCCAUUUCAUUUGUAGAUGCAUUGGUUUUAUUUGAUGCGGGUGCAACCCAUUCUUUUGUUUCGUCGAGUUUUGCUGCUAAGUUGGGUGUGACACCAUCUAGGUUGUUAGAGCCCUUAUCUGUAUCUACGCCUUUGUCUGACUGUGUUGUGGUGGAUGUGGUGUAUCCUUCUUGUUCUGUGAUUAUUCAUGGUAGGGACCUUAGGGCUGAUUUGAUUGUUCUCGAUGUGUUAUCUUUUGAUGUCAUCUUGGGGAUGGAUUGGCUUUCACGCCAUUUUGCUUCUAUCGACUGUCGAGGGAAGUCGGUAUUGUUCGGGAUUCCUGGUGAGACGCCUUUUUCCUUCCAAGGGGAGAAGACGGAAACACCUAAGAAUCUAAUUUCAGCGAUCAAGGCCAAGCGUAUGAUGGGCAAGGGUUGCCAGGCUUUCUUAGCGGUGGUUCGUGAUUUAGAAGGAGGCUGUGGUGAUGUGCAUAGUGUUCCGAUAGUGAAUGAGUUCACUGAUGUGUUUCCAGAGGAGUUACCUGGAUUACCACCUGAUCGAGACAUUGAGUUCUGUAUCGAUGUUGCUCCUGGAACAGCUCCUAUUUCGAUACCUCCGUAUCGAAUGGCUCCUGCUGAGCUGAAAGAGUUGAAAGAGCAGUUACAGGAAUUACUGGAUUGUGGUUUUAUCAGACCAAGUACUUCCCCGUGGGGUGCUCCGGUGUUGUUUGUCAAGAAGAAGGAUGGGUCUUUUCGGUUGUGUAUUGAUUACAGACAGCUGAACAAAGUUACUAUCAAGAAUAGAUACCCUCUUCCUCGCAUUGAUGAUUUGUUCGAUCAAUUGCAAGGGGCGAAAUGUUUUUCCAAGAUUGACUUGAGAUCCGGAUAUCAUCAACUUCGGAUUCGAGACGUCGAUGUGCCUAAGACUGCUUUCAGAACGCGUUAUGGGCAUUUCGAAUUCCUGGUCAUGUCUUUUGGGUUGACUAACGCACCAGCAGCGUUUAUGGAUAUGAUGAACCGGGUAUUCAAGCCGUUUCUGGAUCAGUUCGUUAUUGUGUUUAUUGAUGACAUAUUGAUUUACUCUCGGAGUGAGGAGGAGCAUGCUUUUCACUUGAGAACCAUACUGCAGACUUUGCGUGAGCAUCAACUGUAUGCUAAGUUCUCGAAGUGUGAAUUCUGGCUGGAUCAUGUUACUUUCUUAGGACACGUGGUGUCUAAGGAUGGAAUCAAGGUUGAUCCGAAGAAAAUUGAGGCAGUCAUGGAUUGGCAGAGGCCGAGAUCAGUUACCGAGAUCAGAAGUUUUCUUGGGUUAGCUGGCUACUAUCGUCGGUUCGUGCAAGAUUUCUCCAGAAUAUCUGCACCGAUGACUAAACUGACACAGAAAGGUGUUAAGUUUGAGUGGACUGAUAAGUGUGAGGCGAGUUUCGAGAAGCUCAAAGAGAUUUUAACUACAGCUCCUGUGUUGGCUUUGCCAUCUGGCAUCGAGGGAUUCACCGUGUAUUGUGAUGCUUCUCGUAUCGGUUUGGGUUGUGUUCUGAUGCAACAUGGUAAGGUAAUUGCCUAUGCUUCUCGCCAGCUGAAGAAGCAUGAGGUGAAUUAUCCUACCCAUGAUCUGGAGUUGGCAGCUGUGGUUUUUGCUCUCAAAAUUUGGAGGCAUUAUUUGUACGGUGCGACUUGCGAGAUCUUUACUGAUCAUAAGAGUCUGAAGUACAUCUUUGAUCAGCGGGAAUUGAAUCUAAGGCAGCGGAGAUGGUUGGAGUUACUGAAAGACUACGAUUGUUCUAUUCAGUACCAUCCGGGUAAGGCUAAUGUGGUAGCCGAUGCGUUGAGUCGCAAAUCUUCGGGCAGUUUGGCCCAUAUUUCUGAGGUUGGGCGGAGACCCAUGGUUCGUGAGUGGCAUAGUCUGUUAACUUCGGGAUACCGAUUUCAGGUUUCGCAGAAAGGUUGUUUGUUGGCACAGUUGCAAGUGCAACCAGUUUUGAUUGAUAGGAUCAAAGCUUCACAAGCUGAGGAUCCACAAUUGAAACGGAUUAUGGAUGAGAUCCAUCUGAAUGGAAAUUCCGAGUUUGUUCUGGCGGAUGGAAUUCUCAGGUACGGUUCUCGACUGUGUGUUCCAGAUUCGGAUGGUUUGAGAGACCAGAUUCUGGAGGAAGCGCACAAGUCAGCUUACAGUGUUCAUCCGGGUUCUACCAAGAUGUAUCAUGAUCUCAAAGGUACGUACUGGUGGAGCGGUAUGAAAAAGGAUGUUGCAGAGUUUGUGUCUAAGUGUUUGACUUGCCAGCAAGUAAAGUUAGAACAUCAGAGACCGUUUGGAUAUCUGCAACCGCUACCUAUUCCAGAGUGGAAAUGGGAGCGGAUCGCUAUGGAUUUUGUGGUUGGUUUACCACGUACCCGGCAGGGGUAUGAUUCGAUUUGGGUGAUAGUUGACCGUUUGACCAAGUCAGCUCACUUCUUACCGAUCAAGGUUUCAUAUCAGGCUUUGAAGUUGGCACAAUUGUACAUCGAUCGGAUUGUUAGUCUCCAUGGUGUACCAGUGUCGAUAGUUUCGGACAGAGGUUCAGUUUUCACCUCUCGAUUUUGGAAGGCGAUGCAGGAAUCUUUGGGCACGAGGUUGGAUUUCAGUACUGCAUUUCAUCCUCAGACCGACGGUCAGUCUGAGAGGACGAUUCAGACUUUGGAGGAUAUGCUCAGAAUGUGUGUUCUGGAUUUUCAGGGUAGCUGGGAUACUCAUUUGCCUUUGAUUGAGUUUUCCUAUAAUAACAGUUACCACGCUAGUAUCGAGAUGGCACCAUAUGAGGCAUUGUAUGGGCGCAAGUGUCGAUCUCCUAUUUGUUGGGAAGAGGUCGGCGAGCGUAAACUUUCUGGAGCUGAGAUCAUCCAGAUUACCUCUGAGAAGGUACCUUUGAUCAAGCGUAGGCUUGAGACUGCUUUCAGUCGGCACAAAAGUUAUGCUGAUCUUAAGCGGAAGGAUUUCGAGUUUCAAGUUGGCGAUUUUGUGUUUCUUCGAGUUUCGCCUAUGAAGGGCGUUGUGCGUUUUGGUGUUAAGGGAAAGUUGGCACCGAGGUUCGUUGGUCCUUAUGAGAUCAUAGAGAGAGUUGGAGCAGUUGCUUAUCGUUUGGCUUUGCCGCCAGAUAUGUCGUUGGUGCAUCCGGUAUUCCAUAUCUCAAUGUUGCGGAAGUGCGUUUCGGAUCCUUCGCAAGUGAUAGUACCACAGAGUGUCGAGAUUGACCAAGAGCUGUCUUAUGAGGAACAGCCUGUCGAAAUUGUUGAUACGCAAGUGCGUAAGUUGCGGAACAAGGAGAUUCCGAUGGUCAAGGUUCUGUGGCGAAAUCACUCGGUCGAAGAAUGCACUUGGGAGACGGAGUCCGAUAUGCGUAAUCGUUAUCCUUUCCUUUUUCUUUGA